AAAAAAAAAAAAAAUCAGCCAAUAUCAAAAUAUUUUCUUUUCUCCUCGAUUACAGGAGCAUUUUUCUUCUCGUUAACCUAUUCUGGUUAACGAAUGGUGGAUUCAUUUUAGAGGAACAACACGAGCCGUUGAUAAGAAUGGGCACAUACGUGUUGAAGGUAAGAUUCCCGGUAUUAGGAUUAGAAGAAGGAGGGAAGGCCUUAUUAAAAUCUAAGGCAGAUUAUAAUUAUACUUGUGUAUUAUUACAAAAAAUAAUAAAAAAAUACACAUUGUAAUGUCAUGCUGAGUGAUUUAGAAAUGGCAUUCAACAAAAGCAUGGAUAUGAAUAAGUUCAUAAAAGAAUUUUUUCCAUCCCGAAGAACUCGUGGUUUUAUAACAGCCAUUGGAGGUAUGGAUUCUGAUGAUAGAAUUCGGGUGGAUAUAAAUCUGGACAAAUUAAGAAGGAACGAGGAAUCCUUGGUCUUAUCACUAGAUCAUCAAACUGCGACAAUUGAUGCUAUGUACAAAUUUGUAGACAGCUCAAUGUUGCAUAUAGAUGAUAAGAUGAAAAACGUGAUGAAUACGUUCAACACAUUAGGGAAACUGGUCCAAGACGACUUAAGUUUCGCUAGUACAUAUAAAAAGGCACUACAACUUGAGUCGGAAUUAAUUGAAAUUGGAUUUAGAAUUCAAUCUUUAAUAAAUGACUUAAAUAAACAACAGAAUAUUAUACUACAAGUCUUGCUUAAUAAAGACAAUAGUAUAACAUGGUUUAUUCAAUUACUAGAGCCAGCAAUUUUGUUGCAAAUAUUAAAAGAGGCUGAAAGUAAGAUCAAAGGGGGCCUCGAAUUUCCAAGAAGACAAAAUAGCGGAAUAUUGUCAGAGAUUUUGAGAAUAACGGAUGUAUCCUUUAAAACGGAGAACAACCAAAUGUUGUCAAUUGACCUGAAGAUACCGUUAGUUUCAAAGAGGAAAUUCAAAGCAUUUAAGGGAAGUUUUAUUCCACAAAUAAAUGGAACUAUUAUCAUGACCAUUAAUUUGGAUCGGAAUAUAAUAAUUGAGGAAAUUGAUAACUAUUGGGGAUUCCUAUUAACGGAAACUCAAUACGAAAACUGCAAAAUAUACAUGAAUUUUAGAAUUUGUGAAUUAAAACUGAAGGAGGAAAAUUUAACUUCAGAAAACGAGUGCCUAUUGAAUCUCAGAUUCAGAAAUUCAACAGAAAAUUGUAAGAUUAAACUUCUGAGAGUCAAUCACGACGCUUGGUUUGAAACCGAGGAGUCAAAUGUUUGGGAGUAUGUAACCCCACAAGAAGUUGAAGUAAAUAUUUUCCAUGGAGAAAAUAAAACAAAAUUGAUUGUUAGGGGUACAGGUCGAAUGAGGCUAACCCCAAACAUGAGGAUUCAAACAAAUAACACAAAAAUUUGGUAUUCAGAUACUACAGUAUCGGAUAACAAAGCAUUAGUAAACACAAUGAACUACAAAAUAAUGAAUUUUACGUGGGAAGAAAGUACAAUGCAUUUGAUCCCAACAUUGAGUGGAAAUUUCUCUAAAGUUUCAUUCUAUGAUCGAAAGAAGCUUUUUGAUUUAGGAAUCGAUGUUGAAGUUCUCAAAAAGCAAAGACCCUUCCUAGAAAAUUUAAUUUAUUCUCCACUUUCAUCAGGCUGGACUAUAGCUAGUAUAGGGACUGGAGCAAUAAUUAUGUUGGCAACGUUGAUAGUACUUUUUAUUUGUUGCUUUAAAGGGCAGAUUUCUUGCCCACAAAACAAAAAGUACGUCUCUUCAUAUUCCAAGGAAAGGAAGUCGAAACCUUUUAAACAAAGGAAUCCAAAGGUUUCAAUUCUGAAAAAACCUCGUUCAUCACCUCCAAAGAUACCGUUGAGAGGACAAAAGAUUACCCAUUUAGGGCCAUUGAUCGACCCACGGGAACCGAAUUCAGACGCUGAGAUGCUUAAAAGGAGGAAAGAUAUUUUCGCCAAUCCAAAUUUAGAACAUAAUGGAGAAAUCAUGCUCAUGCGUGAAUUAAAUCCACAAGCGAAUUUACCAGCAAUUCAAAAAUUAGAAGAAGAAUAUAUGGAACCAGAUAUAUUUCAAACCUCAACAGGAAUAACAAAUGAAAGCGAUAUCCAGGGGAUAUCAGAAAAUAAGACAAUUAUAAAAACACAAACUAGAAGACCACCAGUCAGAAUUCGGUGGUAGAAAAAGUUGAUACAGAGCGACAACCUACAGCUAAUUAUAACAUAAUGCGUUCGCCAAUAGCAACAAAAAAGCAUUUGAAUGAACCGAAGAGCUGGAAAUCCAGGAUAAGUAAAUGUCUUGUCAAAGAUUGUCAAAAAUGUCUGCACGUAAUAAUGUCAAAUAGAUGAGCACUAUAAAAGAAUUAAAAGGGGAAGAGGAAACAUACCUCCCAUAAAUAACGCGAAAGAGUAAAACUUUGAUUAAUUAAAUCGGAAGAGACCCCACAUUAUUUGAAAGAAGGGCCUUUCAAAUGAAAAUAGAAGAAAUGAAAUAUUGACCUAGAGCGGAUAAAAGUUUCCCUCGUUACAAUCAGUAUCCCAUGGGAAAUGUUAAAUGAGAUCGUACUUACCGUUCGACAAUAGUAAAAUUGAACAUUGUCGAUAAACUGAAUUUUUUUUUUACGAUUUUUUAUGUUUGAAUGGAUAGUGAAUUAUUGGACAAGGGAACACUACCUAGAAUGACUGUGAUUUGAAUGAAAUAACAAGGGAGUAGUGACCCAGAAUGGUAGUUAUUGAGUAUACGAAUUGUUAAUUAUAUUAUAUACAGCAAUGUAUUAAGAAUUUAUUUUACUCAUUUCUUUUUGCAGACAGAGCAAAUGAGAUACGAACAGGCCUAUAGCCUAGGAAAUUGAGAAAACAAAAUGAGUAUAUUUACAGAUUAAUCCUGCCUAAAACCUCAAAUCAGGGGGGGUUUUAGGUCAACAGCAAUUUACCAGGCGAUCCACAGAAGACGAGAAGGAAGAUAAACCAGAAUGGUGAAUAGAAGGAAGGUAAAACAGAAUGAUGGUAUGGUGAGUGUAGAUUGCUGCUAUACGGUAAUGCAAGUGUAAUUUUGGGUUAUCCUUUUCGGUAUUAAAUACUUGCAUUGCUGUAGACCUGUUUUUUUUUUUUUCUUUCAUAUUUCCAAUAUUUUUACUUUUAAUUUGGUAUAAGAUUUUUUGGCUUAAUUAUUGACAAGAGGGGUGAAUUAUCAUGAAUUCUCAAAAUUAUAUAUUUGUGAGAAAAAUAUUUUUCUUGACUCUAUAUUUUGAGUAAGAAAAUGGAAAUAUUAAAAUUAAAAUUGUUUUCAUUAUUAAUAAAUAUUAAAGACAUAUAUGCUUAAAUGGGAAAACAUGAAAAAGGUAUCAAAUUGGGAAGAAGUUGACAAUAGGAGAGAGUAGAGAAUAAAAAAAAAAAAAAAAAAAAAAAAAAAAAAAAAAAAAAAAAAAAAAAAAAAAAAAAAUUAUUAUAAUAUAAAUAAAAUACACUAAAAUUAAAAGUAAAGUAACAUACAAUUUAAAAUAUUCAGAGCGUAAAGAUAGGGAUAUAAAGUUAGGAACUAAGACUAGGGUCAGACAGUAGGAGAACGAUAAAAGGAUCAGUACUCACCGAACGGACGGCGGAGAUAAAAGACGGAUGGAGAGAGAUGAAUCUAGAACGGAUUCAGUAAAUAUAUAUUUGACUGAAUCAGAAAUUAAUAUAGCAGUUGAAUAAAACGGAAGAGAAAAGCAGUCUUUCAUCAUCAAUCAAGAAAGAUGUUUAAGGAGAUAAGACUAUUCUAUCAGCUAGGAGAAGCCGGAUAAGUCAUUAUAUACACACACUUUACACCACUUGCAAUGGGAUAGACCUGAAGAGCAGGAUCGAUGAAAACGGGUUUAUGUCUUCAGGGAACAGGAAGAAUCCCAAAUUUAUCGGCAGGAUUAUAAGUGUAGAGAAACACCAGAUCAAGUCUUAGGACUACGUGCAACAAAUGAUCGGUGUUAUAUCCGAGCAUAAAGAUUAAAAGCUGUAACAUCUAGGAUAUAUCUCAACAGAAUUCAGGACUUAGGUCAACCAAGAAAGAUCCUGAAACAACAAAUAUUCUUCGUGUUAAUGGGACGGAUAAUACCAAGGAAGGAGGAUAGACAGGAGUGGAUAGAGGAGCGAACGAAAGGGGGCGGACGGCUCUCAGGAAAGGAGAAGGAGAAGGAGUACGGAAUAGUAUGGAUAGAACAGUAGUAGCUAGGGAAUAGAGUAGUAGGGUACAGAGGCAAAAGAUCUUUCAUUUCCAAAUUAUCCAAAAAUCAGGUUCCUUCAAAUUUUUUUUUUGUAACCCAUGCCAAAUACUUUCAUCAUGUUUUUAAUGAAUUGCAUUAAUUAAAAACUCGAUCAGUGGGGGUUUUAUGAGCCGACCUGAUUUUAGGCGGUUACAAUUAAUUUCCAUUCUCUUCCAAAGAAGGAUUAAGAAAAAUCCUAAAUGGAAAAAACAUCUUUGGAAAAACUUGUCAUUAAUAUGCAUGGACAAGAUGAUGAAAUCAUUUCUCUUGUCAAUUUGUUUCAACAUCGCAAGUGUUGAAACUUGAAAUUCCAUCCACCACUCAUGUUAUGAAAAUAUGAAAAGUGGAUCAUAAUCAAAGAAGGUAUUGUUUUGAUUAUGGAGGCAAAAACAAUACCUCAGUUAUUAAAUCGAACGCAAGUUCGAAUGUUUUAAGUUUAUAUUUACAGCAAAAAACUCCAAUUCGCGGAUGUUUAAUCAAAACAUGCAACCGAGCGGAUUUACGAAAAAGUCAACAACGAUUGCAUCAGCCGUGCACGGGCACGUUCGCGAGGAAAGAGACGGAAGAGCGGCCCGCUCUCGUGAGAAGACGACGCCGCGGGAAAAUUCGGAGUGACCGGAGUAGCGGCGAAUACUUAAGCUGGGACUUCAAGGAAGUCCG
Messenger RNA from Wyeomyia smithii (pitcher-plant mosquito), 4888 nucleotides. RefSeq lists its product as uncharacterized. NCBI's taxonomy places the organism in Eukaryota, Metazoa, Arthropoda, Insecta, Diptera, Culicidae. The record is from RefSeq and is a predicted model, not a curated record. The coding region runs from base 280 to 2175 and encodes 631 amino acids. The transcript is spliced from 2 exons.